Pyricularia pennisetigena is the source of this 96-nucleotide messenger RNA. RefSeq lists its product as uncharacterized. The record is from RefSeq and is a predicted model, not a curated record. The transcript has a single exon. The annotation marks the transcript as partial. Lineage: Eukaryota; Fungi; Ascomycota; Sordariomycetes; Magnaporthales; Pyriculariaceae.
AUGCCUGGUUUUGCCCGUCGGGCAAAAAGGGAUUGGGCGGGGGCUCCUCUGGCCCCCUCCACCCCGGACACAGCGCCCGGUCCGAUGCAGAAAAUG